AACAAAAGCACAAAAUUCUGUAUGGAUUAAAUGAAGAAAAAUACAUACUACAUGACUGUUUAGUGAAAGCUAUCAUGCUGUACCUGAGAAUUUCAGAAUAUAACAUUUACAAAGCAAAUUUUCAUUUGAAUUGUAAAUAUGCAAAUAUAGAAAGCCAUUUGAGAUAUCGCCAACUUGCAAAGCCAUUGCAAUCAGGCAGAGUACUGAAAAUCCUUCAUCGGACAGCUCCGGACAGAUGAGAUGAAUGGAAAGGUAGACGGAGAAGAUGAGGAGGAAGACUAUUUAGAUGAAGAAGAAGAUGAUGAUGAGGAAGAAGAGGAGGAGGAAGAGCAUCCAGAGGAAGAAGAAGAGGGGGAAAAGUGUGAUGAGAAGGAAGAUAUUCUAGAUGAGAAGAGAAAAGAGACAGAGGAACAAGAGCAAAGCAUUACAGAGGCAGACAUACAGAAAAAGCAGAUUAUAAAAGAUGCAUCUGUCCCCGAUGGACCAAAGAAAGAUUCUGAUCCUGCUACUCUUAUAAAAGAGGAAACACAGUCAGAGAGGAAUGAAGUUACAGAAGACAAGCCAAAGACUCUUUUUGGCUCCAGGAACAGGCUUUCUCUUUUCAAGAGAGCUUCCACCAAAGGCAAUAAGGCAGAGAUCAUCACAUCAGGCAAACCGGGAGCUGACGGUCCCCCUCAAAUCCCAGAGACUCGAGAGCCAGAGAGUUCUAGCAGUGGAGCACAGACCACAGCAUCCAGUCGAUCACAUUCAGCCACUUGCAAUCUGCUUUGACACCUGGUUUGAAACCAUCUUCUGACUUGAAAAAAAGGAUCAGAAUUAGUAGAAUCAGCAGUUCAACAAAGCAACACAUGGUGUUGGUGGUGUUAAUGGUACUGUGCCUUGUGCUGCAAAGCAGACAUCACAAAAUAACUAGCUUUAGCAGAAAACUGAGUUUGGGAGAUCGAUUUAAGCAGAGCUGUGUGAGCAAUAAUGGUUUUGCUUUGGUACUACAUUGUAUAAUGUUUUUCCCUUUGUAUGUUUGCAGU
This is a messenger RNA of Sinocyclocheilus anshuiensis, 1025 nucleotides long. Its product is annotated as histone H3.v1-like. The transcript has 5 exons. Lineage: Eukaryota; Metazoa; Chordata; Actinopteri; Cypriniformes; Cyprinidae. The coding region runs from base 241 to 771 and encodes 176 amino acids. The record is from RefSeq and is a predicted model, not a curated record.